UUUGCUAUUAAAAAGCAAAAUCACAGAAAACAUUUUGGCUUUGUUUUUUAUUUUGAGAGAGCGAGAGAGGUGGGGAGCUCAAGAUCUUGCCAGAUCGGACCUGAAUUAUGUGGUGGUUGAUGUCAAGGCAUGGAAUUUGAUAAAAAUCAAGCUAGUUGGACAACUAACCGAUACCUACUAGAGCAUACAUAAAGAGUGCUGAUGUUCAUAGCUUUACAAGGAAUUUCACUUUUCACAUAAUUUUUUGGGGCUCUUUGAGUUAUAAUUUAUAUUUUUUGGAUUCAAGAGUUCUCUGCACAUUAUAUCCUGUUCUAAACUGGUUGUCUUAAUCCUCCUGUACUUAUUUUUUUAUGUUUGAUGGGGCGAGAACUUCAGCGUGCAGACAUGGAGAAGAAGCCAAAUGGUCUUGCAGCGAAGUUUCAUGGCGUAUCUCAUGAUAAAGUACAUAUUUCUCCAAAACUUUCAAAAGCUGUCAUUGAAGCAAAGGAGUAUGUGGAGAAAGAAACUGCUGAAAAAUCAGAGAAGCAAGAUGUGCUUGGUGUCAAAAGCACAAAUUUUGAUGCUGACCCAUCUGAUGGAAAAGAUGAGAAACCUGGAGCUCAGAAAUUGAGUGAUGAUAAAAAUUCCAGUUCUCCCUCACAAAAAAUUGGUGUUAAUGGAAAUAAACAUGCUCAUCGUGCUCAUCAAACUGUCCCCCAGCAAUUUGCUCUGGCAACUGACAAGCAUGUCGGUGGGAACAGUUCCACAAAUUCGAACAAAACACAGUCCCCUGUUAGUAUGAAAAAUUCACAGCAAAAUUCACCUUCUACAGCAAGGAAGCCUUUGCAUCCUGAUAACAAGAAGCAUCAUGAUGAAGAAGAUAGUUGGUCCGUGACUUCAUCCACUUCUGCAUCUGUACGAACUGUUAAAUCUGUAACUGUUGGAACUGCCCCAACUUUUAGGUCUUCUGAACGUGCAGCGAAGCGGAAAGAGUAUUAUUCGAAAUUGGAAGAGAAGCACCGAGCAUUGGAGAAAGAGCGAAGCCAGGCUGAGGCAAGGACCAAGGAAGAGCAAGAAGCAGCCAUCAAGCAGCUUAGAAAGAGCAUGCUGUACAAAGCAAAUCCAGUGCCUAGUUUCUACCAUGAGCCACCUCCACCCCAAGUUGAACUCAAGAAGUUACCAUUGACUCGACCACAAUCACCGAAACUAAACCGGAGAAAAAGCUGCAGUGAUGCGGUUCGAACAUCUCAGGAGGAAGUGGGCAAACAUUGUGCUCGCCAUCGCCACAGCAUCGGUAGCCACAAGGAUUCAACUGGUGCCAACACUGCCAAAGCUAAGGUUCAGAUAAGUUCACAGACUGCUAAUGGCAUCCGCAAAGUCAAAGACCGAUCUAAACAGGAUCAUGUUGCAACAAAAGCAGAUCCCGAGAAGAUUGCUGGGCCAACAAAUGCAGACAUAUCUGUUCAGUCAUGAACUGCUGGUUUUUACUAACUCUUAAGUGGGAAAACAUCUUGAAUUUGCUUUAAUCAUCAUAUUGGAUGUUUGGAGAGGAGAUAGCCUACUUUUCAGCUGAGAUGACCUUUUCUUCUUCUUCUUCUUUUACUUUUUUCCCCCUUUCCAAACGGUUUGUGUCUGUGAAUUGUAUAUGUUAUGUAAGUUAUAUCAGUACAUAUCAUGUUAUCAAAAGAGUUACUGAUUCUAAUAUGGACCGAAUCUGUUGUUUUCGUCUGAUGUAUUAUCACCCAAGAGGUUUUCCUGCGUAUGUUAUUUGGAAACUCAAGGCACUAGUUUUGGUCUGGUUAGUUGGUUGUUUUCUUCAUUUUGAAACAUGUAACUUGUAGAACCUCUACUUUCGUAACUGCUAUAUUAUAUUGUACACGGUGCGAGGUUCUUGAUGUUUGAA
This is a messenger RNA of Populus trichocarpa (black cottonwood), 1882 nucleotides long. Its product is annotated as protein WVD2-like 2. Gene Ontology annotation, biological process: microtubule cytoskeleton organization. The coding region runs from base 358 to 1452 and encodes 364 amino acids. The transcript is spliced from 8 exons. NCBI's taxonomy places the organism in Eukaryota, Viridiplantae, Streptophyta, Magnoliopsida, Malpighiales, Salicaceae. The record is from RefSeq and is a predicted model, not a curated record. Gene Ontology annotation, molecular function: microtubule binding.